This is a messenger RNA of Aedes aegypti (yellow fever mosquito), 2287 nucleotides long. It is a transcript of the gene Vps52, whose product is annotated as vacuolar protein sorting-associated protein 52 homolog. Gene Ontology annotation, molecular function: syntaxin binding. Gene Ontology annotation, biological process: lysosomal transport; Golgi to vacuole transport; endocytic recycling. Lineage: Eukaryota; Metazoa; Arthropoda; Insecta; Diptera; Culicidae. Bases 179 to 2149 code for a protein of 656 amino acids. Gene Ontology annotation, cellular component: GARP complex. The record is from RefSeq and is a predicted model, not a curated record. The transcript is spliced from 5 exons.
UAUGAAAACGUUUAACCGUGCUCGAGACGUUCGUGUUUUGAUGGUUAAUCAGUAACAAUUUGGAGAGUUUACUGAUGGUCAUUUUCCAUCAUCGAAAGCCAAAACGUCAGCAAAUGUUUUCAUUUUCGUCCCAGUAGAAGUUUUUUCGCUGCCCAUCGGAAUUAUUCGGAAAUCCAUAAUGUCCAGUUCGGACCAAAUAGAGGACGAUGAAGUGCAGGAAAUACUCAAAACGGGCACCGAUCUGCGCCAGUACUCGGCCCAGAUCGAGAAGGAGUUCAAGGAGGUGGAAAACCGAUCCAUCGAGGACUACAUCAAGGAGAGUCAAAACAUUGCCAAUCUGCACAACCAGAUUGGGGACACGUCCACCAUACUGGAGCGGAUGGAAUCGAUGCUGAUGGACAUCCAGGAUGCCUUGAACAACAUCAGCACCGAGAUUACGACGUUGCAGAAAAAAUCAGUGUCGAUGUCGGUGCAGCUGACCAAUCGACAGUCGGUCAGGGCUCAGCUGUCGCAGUUCAUCGAGGAUAUGGCUGUGCCGGAGGAAAUGAUAACCACGAUCAUGGACACGGCUGUAACGGAAAAAGAAUUCGUGACUCAUCUGAAUGAACUGAACCAUAAGCUCAGCCUGAUGAAGGAACUUAAUUUCAAGGAGUCCAAAUCCUCACAAGACGUCAGCGAUGUGUUGCAGAAAUUGAAGAUUAAAGCAAUGAGCAAGUUGAGGGUUUACCUAAUGGAACAAAUCUACAAAUUCCGCAAACCGAUGACCAACUACCAAAUCCCGCAGAAUGCAAUGCUGAAGUUUAAAUUUUUCUUCGAGUUUAUUCUCUCGAACGAACGCAUAGUAGCACAGGAAAUAUGUAACGAGUAUAUCGAUACGAUGGGCAAAAUCUACUACAGCUACUUCAAGAGCUACUCGACACGGCUGGCGGCGCUCAAAUUCGAGGAAGCCGUCUCCAAAGACGAUCUGAUGGGCCUGGAGGACACGGUCACGAGGAGCAUCUUUUCCAAAACGAGUUCCCUGAAGAACAAGAGCACGGUGUUCUCGAUCGGAGAUCGUGGCGAUGUACUUAACCAGCAGCUGGAGGCACCCAUCAUCGUUCCCCAUGCCCAGCAGAAAAUUCGCUAUCCGUACGAGUCGCUGUUCCGGUCGGAACAGUACGCCUUGGUGGACAAUGCUUGCCGCGAGUAUCUGUUUGUGACGGAAUUUUUCAUAGUGCGGGGCGCCCAAGCGCAGGAACUGUUCAACCAGAUAAUGGGCAAAACGAUGGCCUUGUUGAUUAAAAAUCUAGAAACAUACGUUCAGGACUGUUAUGAUACCAUUGCCCUCUUUUUGUGCAUCCAACUUUGUCUGCGCUAUCAGCUGAUGUGCCACAAACGAUGCGUUCCUGCAUUGGACAGGUACUGGGACAACCUGCAGGCAGUCAUCUGGCCCCGCUUCGAACACGUGUUCCGAAUGAACAUCCAGAGCAUCCAGGAGUGCGAUCCCACCAAGUUCCCUAAAGAAACCGGCCCGCACUAUAUUACGCGACGGUAUGCGGAAUUUUCCGCUGCCAUUGUUGGAAUAUCAGAGAACUUCCCGAACGAGUUGGUCAGCCAUCUGCUGUUGGAACUGCAGGAGGAGGUGAAAUGCUUCAUGCUUCGCAUGGCAGCGAUUUUCACGACCCGUAAGGAGCAGUUGAUCUACCUGAUCAACAAUUACGAUUUGGUCCUGGGCGUCCUGAUGGAACGAACGAGAGAUAAUUCCAAGGAAGCCGAAGCAUUCCGCGAGCUGCUUAGCACUCGAAGUUCUGAAUAUGUCGAAGAAAUACUGGCACCACAUCUUGGGGGUAUCAUCCAGUACGUCAAGGACUGUGAACAGAUGUUGGAGAAGGAACAGACCGAAGAAUUCAAGCGUCAGGAGCGACGCUCACUGCAGCUGGUGGCGAACUUUUCUGCUAAUUGGAAGAAGUCUCUGGAGGAGCUGAAUCGUGAGGUGUUCUUAUCAUUCCCAUCGCUUGUGACUGGAUCGCAGCUUUUGCAGCUGGCCUUGGCUCAGCUGGUGCAGUAUUAUCACAAGUUUUAUAAGCUAUUGACUCCGAGUGCUCGGGCUCAGCUUGUUAACAUUCACGUGAUCAUGAUCGAAAUCAAAAAGUAUAAGAGUAAUUAUUAAUUAAAUGGAGGUGACUUAUCAUUGGGAAUAAUACUAGGAUACUGAUUAGUAAAUGCUGUGACAGUAAAACAAAGCGUGUGGCCGUUUAUUAUACCUACACUACAUAAGCGAAUACAAAAAUUACACCUUUCCACUUAA